Penicillium olsonii is the source of this 1815-nucleotide messenger RNA. NCBI's taxonomy places the organism in Eukaryota, Fungi, Ascomycota, Eurotiomycetes, Eurotiales, Aspergillaceae. The record is from the annotation of a GenBank genome assembly.
AUGCUCAGCUUGGCCGACGAUCCAGCUAUGCGGUCUCCGAAGCUCUCAGCCCCCUCUGCCUCAUUGCUGCGCUUCCUUAGAUCACAGACCGGUGCUCCGACUGCCCCCAAAGUAUGCGCUUAUCCGAAGCGUCUUGCCGGCCGCGGUAAAGCCUUCUCGACAGGCCCGGACACAUCGAGCUGGACGCGCCGCAAUGGCCUGCGUGGCUCAGCGAGUAUCGAAAAUGGAAUAUGCAUCAACACACAAGGGCGAUUGAGCUCCCGGCCCGUCCUCUCGCCAGUGCCGACCCAGCUGACACUCACGCGUCAUGCAUCCACCAAAAGUCGACCAUUACUUCGAAGGCUAUUUGACUUGAAACGGGGCACUACCCCCGACUAUCGGGACACGAGCGCCCCGGUUCCUGGAUUCAUGGAUGAAGGGACGGAGGGAAUGUUCAAUAUCGGCCGCAGUCUAUCAGCCAAGGCGACCAACGAGCUACGAAUCCGAUGUACGGAGUUCGACAUCAACGGUGAUGUGACGCUUGUGAAUGGAGAGUUCAGAAAGCAGGAACUCAUUGCCAAGUACGGCCUUCUUCCUCGAGAUUUACGAAAGAUCGAUUCGUCGACCCUGCCUCAUAUCCUGAUACGCCCGAGUGCCAUCUUGAUCAACCUUCUACACCUGCGAGUACUUAUCAAAGCGGACCGAGUCCUUGUAUUUGACGCCUACGGAUCAACGGAUUCAUACAUGCAAUCGCUAUUCAUCUACGACCUCGAAGGAAAGCUGCGUCAGAGAUCAAUCCAGGGCGCCUCCCAGCCCAGCCAGUCACUGCCCUACGAGUUCCGUGCGCUGGAAGCCGUUCUCAUCAGUGUGACGAGUGGACUGGAAGAGGAGUUCAAUGGAGUGAGAGAUCCGGUCGUGCGAGUCCUUCGUGCAUUGGAAGAGGAUAUCGACCGUGACAAGCUCCGGCAUCUUCUGAUUUAUUCUAAGAAGCUGGGUACAUUCGAGCAAAAGGCUCGCCUGGUUCGAGACGCGAUCGAUGAUCUGCUCGAAGCGGAUGACGAUUUGGCAGCCAUGUAUCUGUCGGAAAGAUCCACUGGCAAAGAGCGGGAGGAGGACGACCACCAAGAAGUUGAAAUGCUUCUGGAAUCAUACCAUAAAGUCUGCGAUGAGAUCGUCCAGGCCAGUGGCAACCUGGUGACCAAUAUUCGCAACACCGAAGAAGUAGUUAAAGCCAUUCUCGACGCCAAUCGCAACUCGCUCAUGCUCAUGGACCUGAAGUUCAGCAUUGGAACACUCGGCCUCGGCGCAGGAACUCUGUUCUCUGCCCUGUACGGCAUGAACUUGAAAAACUUCAUCGAAGAAUCAGACUUCGGCUUCGGCGGAGUCUCAAUCACCUGUUUCGCUCUCACCGGUAUUGUCUGCGUAUACGGACUAUUCAAAUUACGCAAACUCCAACGUGUCCGCAUGUGGGGUGAGGCAGGCGUGGGAGGCUCCUCUCUCGUUCCUCUCUCUCCAAAGCGCAGCGCGCGCAAUGGAAACCGCAACAACUGGCGCGCUGAUUCCAUUGAGCCAGUCUGGGGUAGCCUGCCAGGCGAAAGCCGAUCCGAGCGUAUGAGACGCCUCCGGGAAAACGCCACUCAAGCUGCUCACCAGGCGGCGUCAAGAAACUUCAAGGCGACGCUCGCGAAUUCUACUGCUGCUCUGCAGGCAUCUGCUGCUGCUUCUACACAGGCGUCCUCUGCUGCUUCGGGUGGUGCUCGUGCCAACAGCAAACCACAAGGCAAGGAGACCGGUGCUCGUGAACAUGUGAAGUCUGGCUCGAGUGAGUCUGCGUGA